UUAUCUUCUGCGCUCCUGAAAAACCUCCCGCAAAAACCCCCCCAAAGGAAAACGAUGCUCUGCAUCUUCAAGAAUGGCUCUCCCCGCUAGAACAUCUUCAAUUUCUCCACACAAAGACUAUCCCAAUCCUUCCUCGCCCCGAACCCAUAAUUCCAGAACCGCACGUUUCCCUCCUGCUCCUAGAACUCGUCAGAUUGGUCUAAGAAAGUCUCAGCAAGUGUCUGUCCUCAACACCAGCUCCCUCAACACCCAGAACCCAAAUUCUUACCUGUGUGAGCUGUGUCUGCGCGGUGACCUUCAACAAGCUCUGGGAUGCUUAAACUCCAUGCAAGAAUUGAAGUUUGAUGUCGAGGAAGACUCUUUCAUCGCUUUCUCGAGGCUAUGUGAGUACAAGAGAGCUUACGAUGAAGGGGCCCUCGUGUUUUCCUUUGUGUUGAAGGUGUAUUCCCAGCUGAGCAUUAGGCUGGGUAAUGCUCUGUUGAGCAUGUUCGUGAGGUUUGGCAACUUAGCCGAUGCAUGGUACGUUUUUGGCAAAAUGAACGAGAGGGACGUGUUUUCGUGGAAUAUCAUGGUUGGUGGGUAUGCUAAAAAUGGUUUCCUUGACGAGGCUUUGGAUUUGUACCAUAGGAUGUUGUGGGUUGGGAUAAAGCCUGAUGUUUAUACAUUUCCUUGUGUUUUGAGAACUUGUGGUGGUGUGCCUGACUUGGCAAGGGGGAGGGAGGUUCAUGUGCAUGUUAUUAGACAUGGGUUCGAGUCGGAUGUGGAUGUUCUUAAUGCCUUGAUUACCAUGUACAUGAAAUGCGGCGAUGUUGUGAGUGCGCGUUUAGUAUUUGAUAGAAUGUCCAGAAGAGAUAGAAUUUCAUGGAAUGCAAUGAUAUCUGGGUAUGUAGAGAAUGGGGAAUGUUAUGAAGGAUUGAGACAGUUCUUUAGGAUGCUUGAACUUUGCAUUGAUCCUGACAUCAUGACCAUGACUAGCGUGGUCUCUGCUUGUGAGAUUCUUAUGGACGGGAAGAUAGGGAGAGAGAUUCAUAGUUAUGUGAUAAGAACAGCAUUAGGUGAUGAUGUUUCAGUUGCUAAUUCAUUGAUUCAAUUUUACUCAAGUAUUGGGCAACGGGAGGAAGCUGAGGACGUAUUCUCUAGCAUGGAAUGUAAAGACGUAGUCUCUUGGACAUCGAUGAUUUCAUGUUUCGAGGAUAAUUUGCUUCAUGAGAAAGCAAUAGAGACUUUCAAAAUGAUGGGAGAAGCUGGUGUGGCACCUGAUGAGAUCACUAUAGCUACUGUUCUCUCUGCUUGUGCUUCUUUAGGACGUUUGGACGUGGGAACUGAGCUUCACGAACGUGCAAAUGAAACGGGGCUAAUCUCGUGCUCAAUAGUUGCGAACACUCUCAUUGACAUGUACUCCAAAUGCAAAUGCAUAGACAAGGCCUUGGACAUUUUCUACAGUAUUCCAGAGAAGAAUGUGAUAUCAUGGACUUCUAUCAUCCUUGGGCUUCGGAUCAACAACCGGUGCUUUGAGGCUCUGAUUUUCUUUCGGCAAAUGAAACUCAGAUUGGAGCCCAAUGCCGUUACUUUGAUCUCUAUCUUAUCUGCAUGUUCUCGAAUAGGAGCCUUGAUGUGUGGCAAGGAGAUUCACGCGCAUGUAUUAAGAAAUGGACUGGCAUUCCAUGGUUUCUUGCCCAACGCAUUACUGGAUAUGUAUGUCAGGUGUGGAAGGAUGGGAUCUGCAUGGAAUCAAUUUAACUUGCAUGAAAGGGAUGUUGCAUCUUGGAAUAUACUUUUGACGGGCUAUGCAGAACGAGGACAAGGGACGCUGGCCUUGGAUCUUUAUCAUAGAAUGAACAUAUCUGGCGUAUGCCCAGAUGAAAUUACUUUCAUUUCACUGUUAUGUGCUUGUAGCAGAUCUGGAAUGGUUGAUGAAGGGUUGGAAUACUUUCAGCAAAUGCAGUAUGAAUACUCUGUUACGCCUAAUUUGAAGCAUUAUGCAUGUGUGGUUGAUUUACUUGGUCGUGCUGGGCACUUGGAGGAUGCAUACGAGUUUAUUCAGGAAAUGCCCAUAGCUCCAGAUGCAGCCAUAUGGGGUGCUUUGCUUAAUGCCUGUAGAAUUCAUAGGCAGGUUGAUCUAGGCGAGCUUGCAGCUCGGCAUAUAUUUGAGAAAGAUACAAAGAGUGUGGGCUAUUAUAUUCUGCUGUGUAAUCUUUAUGCUAACGUUGGAAAAUGGGAUGGAGUUGCGAAAGUCAGAAAAUUUAUGAGAGAUAAGGGACUGACUAUAGAUCCUGGGUGCAGUUGGAUAGAGGUGAAAGGGAAAGUUCAUGCUUUCCUCAGUGGUGAUAAUUAUCACCCUCAGAAACCAGAAAUUAAUGCAGUUAUAGAAGGAAUCUAUGAGAAAAUGAAGAUACAUGGUUUUGGCAAGUUAGAUAAUAGUUCUGUUGAUGAGAUUGAAGCUUCAAGGGCAGAAAUUUUCUGCGGACAUAGUGAGAGACUAGCCGUUGCAUUUGGGCUCAUCAAUACUGCUCCUGGGAUGCCUAUCCGGAUCACAAAGAAUCUAUACAUGUGCCAAAGCUGUCAUGAUAUAGUGAAGUUUAUUUCUAAGGUGGUCCGCAGACAAAUAUCCGUUAGGGAUACAGAAAAUUUUCACCAUUUUAAGGAUGGAGCUUGCUCUUGUGGUGAUGAAGGUUACUUGGGAAAGCAGCAUAGAUGAAGCUAGAGCAAGGUUUUCUCUUCAUUUGAUUCUCUCUCCUGGGACAUACUGCAAUUAUACUUGUAGACAGCACUUUAUGUGUUUGUGCUUCCUCGCUCGCAGAGAAACUUACUAGGAAUGUAAAACAAAAAGAAUUACACCCACAAGAAAAGCAUCUGUAUUGAAACUUGCAAAGUUCAUCGUGACUGGAUUGUGUAUGGUCUGACAAUCGGGCUGGCUCUGGACUAGAAAGUUCAUCAGUUUGAACUUGAAUCUUUCCAUUUAGGUAAUUAUAGUGUACAAUUCCCAUUGGCUAUCUAACGCAUACCAAAUUUGGAGGUUGAUAUGCUUCC
Molecule: messenger RNA, 3030 nt
Organism: Rhodamnia argentea
Lineage: Eukaryota; Viridiplantae; Streptophyta; Magnoliopsida; Myrtales; Myrtaceae
Product: pentatricopeptide repeat-containing protein At1g15510, chloroplastic
Exons: 1
Coding region: 74-2698 (874 amino acids)
Biological process (GO): RNA modification
Molecular function (GO): RNA binding; zinc ion binding; protein binding
Source: RefSeq, a predicted model, not a curated record